Molecule: messenger RNA, 433 nt
Organism: Dermacentor andersoni
Lineage: Eukaryota; Metazoa; Arthropoda; Arachnida; Ixodida; Ixodidae
Source: RefSeq, a predicted model, not a curated record
GCCGGCUUCUCCCUCCACAUGUGCGCAGCUAGCUGCGUCUGCUACGUGUUUCGGUCUGACCUUGCCGCUCGGUGCAGCUCGACGAACAUCGUCGGUUCGCUCGGGUGCAUUUGAUAAAAUGCUUUAACUGCCUCUCCGCGGACCAUUCAAACAGAUCUUGAGUGGCAUGCGGCCAGAAGUCCCCGUGCGACUGCUGCUGUUCGCCAAGGCCCGCGAACUGGCUGGCGCCUCCGAGACUUCGCUCGUCUUGCCCGCCGUGCUUCGAGACGUCGAGGAGCUGAAGCAAGCGAUCUUCGAGGCCUACCCCAAGCUUUUAGCCCUGCAGCAGAGCGCAGUGAUUGCCGUGAACGAGUCGUACGUCGAAUCGGGCGUCGAGGUGAUACUGCGACAAGGCGACGAAGUCGCCUUCAUACCUCCUAUCAGCGGCGGUUGA